Molecule: messenger RNA, 834 nt
Organism: Fonsecaea multimorphosa CBS 102226
Lineage: Eukaryota; Fungi; Ascomycota; Eurotiomycetes; Chaetothyriales; Herpotrichiellaceae
Exons: 4
Coding region: 1-834 (277 amino acids)
Cellular component (GO): cytoplasm
Molecular function (GO): glutathione transferase activity
Source: RefSeq, a predicted model, not a curated record
AUGGGUUCGGCAUCACAUCCUGACGCAGAUAUCCACCCGGAAGCAACAGGCCCUGCGGCCAAGAUUGUUGCUGCACAUCAGAAGGACGAGCCCAUCACUUUAUACUCUGGUUGGUUUUGCCCUUUCGUCCAAAGGGCAUGGAUCACCCUUGAGGAGAAGAAGAUUCCGUACAAGUAUGUCGAGAUCAAUCCGUAUAACAAGGAACCAAGUUUUCUCAAGCUCAACCCGCGAGGUUUGGUUCCCACGUUAGGAUGUCCCCAAGAGGAUGGAUCCACCAAGCCAUUGAUUGAAUCCAAUAUCAUUUGCGAAUACCUUGACGAGAUGUAUCCAGACCAGAUACCCCUGUGGCCACGCGAGCCUUACAAAAAAGCAGUCAUGAAGGUCUGGGUCGAUCACAUAACGACUAGGAUCCUCCCAGCAUACCAUAGGUUCCUGCAGCAUACAGAGAAAAGCCCGUACACGUUGGAGAAAGCACGCGCCGAGCUCCUAAACGCCCUGAAGACAUGGAUUUCCAACGCAGAUCCUGAGGGCCCAUAUUUCAUGGGCAAAGACUUGACUUUUGGCGAUGUAGCUCUCGCCCCCUGGGCGCUAAGGAUGUGGGUGUUCGACCACUUCAAGGGCGGCCUGGGGAUUCCUCCUCCGGGCCAGGGCGGAGAAGACGAGCAGUUGUGGAAUCGGUGGCGGAAAUGGGUCGAUGCCGUGACCUCCAGGAAAUCGGUGACUGAGACGAUGAGCGACAAGGAACACUAUAUGCCUAUAUAUCAGCGCUAUGCGGAAGACCGGGCGAUGAGUGAGAUGGCCAAAGCGACUAGGGAAGGAAGAGGUGUGCCAUGA